Scatophagus argus is the source of this 3616-nucleotide messenger RNA. RefSeq lists its product as uncharacterized. Bases 273 to 932 code for a protein of 219 amino acids. The record is from RefSeq and is a predicted model, not a curated record. The transcript has a single exon. NCBI's taxonomy places the organism in Eukaryota, Metazoa, Chordata, Actinopteri, Scatophagidae.
GAUUAUUCAUGAUUUUCCACAUCAUCCACUCCCUUCAGGCACUGAUGCUGCUCCAAUCCUAUCGCCCACUACAGCAGACAGGUCGUCCUCGGCGGGGGGGCACCUGCUGUCCCGCUGCUCGCUGCAGUGGCUGUGAGAGCGGAUGAUUAGUGCACAACUGGGGAGAGAAAGGCAGACCUGUUAACACCUGAACGGACCUUAAACAUUAGAGGAUCGCACGCACGCACGCACGGGAGACGCAACAUUACUUUCAGUCCCGGAAAGAUCCAGACAUGAUGUCCCGUGCGCCGGGCGGCGCCAGGGCAUCGUGCGGGACCACUGGCACCUUUUUGUCGGUAUGUCUGGUCUCAGCUUGUCAAGCCCUCCGGAGCUGCGGAGAGGUCCAGUGCGGCGACGGCCAGCAGUGCUGUCCGCCCGUCGUCAACGGGAACGGCAGUGCCAGCUCCGCGGUGCGCUGCUGCAAGCUCCCAAUCCACAUCUUCUUCGACAACGUAGGCUGGAUUACACGGAAGCUGUCGGGCAUCCUGAUCCUGUUACUGCUCUUUGCCAUGGGCUACUUCAUCCAGCGGAUCAUCUGUCCCCGGCCCCGCCGGCACCCUCCGCAUGACCGCAGCGAGGAGCCUUCCCUCUUUCACGGGCACGCAUCGGCGUCCCAGGACUCCCUGCUGGACAGGUACCCCGAGUACAGCCUCGGGGACUUCGCCUCUCCGAACCUGCCGGCCUACGACGAGGUGAAAUAUUUGCCCACGUAUGAGGAAAGCAUGCAGGAGAUGCACAGGGACCGCUCCGAUGAUAACUUGCUUACGGAAAACGAAAGGGACUGUCAGGGAAGGGUGAGAGCGGCGGGACCGAGAGCUGGAGACCAGAGACGGGAUGUCCUGGAGGUGUCAGGACCGCAGCACAGCCCAAGGACAUCUCGGAACUCUGUCUGACGCGGAAACCAGAGAUUGGGCAAAACUACAGAGACAAUACAGCAUUCAUAUUUUAGUAUAAUCAGGGUAAUUAUCUUGCAGAUAUAAACUCAAGUGCAAUUAUAAUCCUGAAUGUUAAGAAUAAAGGAGGAGGCUGGGAAAAUCUACGUGUUUUGUAAGAUUAUAGGGGAUUACUCGCCUUUUGUAUGCAAAUGACCGCUUGGGUUAAGCAAAAGGAGAUUAUAAAGUAAGCGAAGGCGGCUGAAAUUGACGCUCUUUGUGACAGGGACAUCUAAUUUGGCUCCGGUACAAUCGCAUUAAGGUUUUACUUAAGCACCUCAGUUUUCAAGUGGCACCGUGAAACAGUUUUUUCUUCUGUCAAAUUCUCGUCCUUUCUUACUCUUAAUGCUAAAUAUUCUGCUGUUGAUCCCGAAAGACCUCACUUUCUUUUAUUUAUUCUUUCCUUAAUUUGCAUACAAAAGGAAGAGCACCCCCCCCCCCCACUCCACCGCCCCCCUUCAGUAACCUGAAAUGUAGGCUGAAAGAGAAAGUGAAGGGAGGAAUAUCAAUAUUUUAAUACUUUCUGGCCCAAAAGUUUUUAUCAGCCAGCUUUGGAGCCAGUUAAUUUAUAGCUUAUCAGCAUGAAAGCAAUAUUCUCUCAAAGUGACUCCACAGCAUGCACACACACACACACACACACACACACACUUCACUGGGGGCUGUCAUAUGGGCACUUUAUCAGAGACCUGAGCCAUGUCUGAUAUGCCUCCUGCAAAGGCUGAAGCCACAGCAGAGAAGUGCAGUUUUAUUUAUUUAUUUAUUCUCUUAAAGAUGCUCUUAUCCCGGGAGCCUUGCUGCCCCGAGGCUACACGUACGAGUAUCAGUGUCUCCCAGGUUUUGAAUUCAGGAUAAAAAAAAAAAAGAAAGAAAAGAAAACAAUGGCAGAGAUUACAGCUGGCAUGUUGAUAGGGUGUAAGCUGCCAAAUUUGUAUUUUAAUGACAGCAUGUCAGACGAGAUCACAACCGUGUGCCCCAAGCAGAACUGCACGGCUGAGAUGGAAGAAAAGGAAAAAGGCAAGAGGGACAUCCAACAGGAAACAAGGGUGAGACGGAAACAAGAGGCAGUCAUUUCUUUGUUCUGCGAGACUUGUCUGGAGACACACACCAAAAAUACUUCUACAUCUACUUGUGUGUUGACCAAAAGUGUGUUAAGUGUCCCAUGCUGAUUUGCUUUUCUGACUAAUGAGACCAGAAGUGUCAGAAGCAAGCUGACACACAGACACCUCAUUACAUGAGGCUUAAUGGCCUGUUUAUGUGGAUUAAAGUGAGAGGUAUAUUUGCCAUUAACUGGUCAUUAAAAUGCCUCAUUAGAUUAGAAAGUUAAGCUCAUUGGUCAUUAGACAUUACUUUGACAUUUACUGGGCAUGUGGUAAACAGUCACACGAUACUACAUCUUCUCCCAAGAUUUGAAGAAACUCAAGCAUAGCAUUAUUUCUGGGCCAAAAGAAAAGACAAAAAAUUACAGUGAGAAUGCUGCAAGUAACGAUUAAUUUCAUUAUAACCUGUCAGUAAUUUAUCAAGAUUAACAGACUCAUCAUUGGUCUGACUUGUUUCGUCUGACCGACAGAUGAUGUUUGAUUUACCACCACAGAAGCCUCAGAAAACCCACAGAAAUUUAGAUUUGAGAGACGGGAACCAGUGGAUUUUCGGCAAUUUUGCUUAAAACUUCACUUAAAUGAUCAACUCUUGAAUUUAAUCUAAUCUAAAUCUCAUUCCAUCAAUAAAUUAUCUCUACCCACAGCGAAAACAAAAACCAAAAAAAGUGUGGGAGUGUUUUUGGCACGAAAUGUGCAGCUUUAUUUACCCGUCCUUCCUUUAAUUCUUCUUUAAUGGUGCAUGAGCAGACAUAAAGCACCCAGUGUCCCUCAACUUAUUAAAUCAUCUGAUUUAUCUGAGAAGCUCCAGAGUGGUUAUGUGUCAUCAGAGAGACCAAUGCAUACUCAUUAGGACAAGGUAAUAAAAAGCGAGUAAUAGCAAAGCAUUUGUAUUCACCAAAAUGAACCAAAUAUUUAGCUAUUAAAAUAUGGACAAAGAAGAAGAUGAAAUACUGAAGCAUCCGCAUCAGUAAAUGUUUACAAUUAGAGACCCUGAGUUCCUCUAAUGUUCCAGGACACUAAAGUUUGAGUGUGAUUGUGGUGACUUAAGUAAUCCAAUACCGCCGGACUAUGAUGGCAGAGCCACUAGUGCACACUGAUGGGCUUUCCUUCCCAGAGGGAAAACUGUGAGAGGGUGGAGUUUUGGACUUAAAAGCAUUAAAACCAUGCUUAAAGCCCAGUGAUGGGCAGAUUAGGUGGGGUACGUGCUCCUCAAGAUGUCUGACGCCACUUAGCAGUGAUGCUCAAACCAUAAGAGGUGUGAAUGUAGCCGCAGUUCACCGUGAACCAGUUCCCAUACCUGAGCUGUAACAGUGGGUUUGAGAGCGGAGGGCAUGACCGGACUUCUACGGUUCCCAGCAUGAAAAUUUAAUCAGAUUAAAUAAAGCUGGGACAUCCCUCUGCCCAGGAAGGGGACACCGAUAUAGCUGGUUUUCUUCACCUGAAAUGCAGAUAUUACAGAUCUAAACAUAUAGAGAGAGACAGACAGAAAAAGCACACAUAUCAACACAGUACACACACACAUAUACUCUCACACAAAAUGGAUUUGGU